This is a messenger RNA of Carica papaya (papaya), 454 nucleotides long. The record is from RefSeq and is a predicted model, not a curated record. NCBI's taxonomy places the organism in Eukaryota, Viridiplantae, Streptophyta, Magnoliopsida, Brassicales, Caricaceae.
AUGUGAAGACAAUAUGCUGUCGGGAGAUUACAUCACUGGAAAUAAAACCCUGGUUUCUGCAACUGGUGCAUAUGCAUUAGGGUUCUUCAGUCCGGAGAAUUCCAGUAAGAGCUACGUGGGUAUCUGGUAUCAUGAUUUAAGCCCCAUAAAAACAGUUGUAUGGGUUGCCAACAGAGACUCCCCACUGGAUUCUCCAGGUAAAUUCACGCUCAGAGAUGACAACUUAUUGAUUUUAGAUCGUACAGGGAAGAUUGUCUGGUCGACUAAUAUUACGUCGCAACAUUCCGUAAACACAACAGUUGGAAUUUUGAGAGACGACGGAAAUCUUCUUCUCCAACUUAACGAAGAAAUAGCGUGGGAAAGCUUUAACACUUCUUCUGAUACAGCGGUAGCUAGAAAGAUAGUCAGCUUUACAAGAAAACCAACAAAGACUGUUCUGUCUCCUGGUCAAUAA